This is a messenger RNA of Cheilinus undulatus (humphead wrasse), 6409 nucleotides long. It is a transcript of the gene ptprz1a, whose product is annotated as protein tyrosine phosphatase receptor type Z1a. Gene Ontology annotation, biological process: peptidyl-tyrosine dephosphorylation. Gene Ontology annotation, molecular function: protein binding; protein tyrosine phosphatase activity. NCBI's taxonomy places the organism in Eukaryota, Metazoa, Chordata, Actinopteri, Labriformes, Labridae. The record is from RefSeq and is a predicted model, not a curated record. Bases 195 to 5621 code for a protein of 1808 amino acids. The transcript is spliced from 30 exons.
GAGAGCGGACGGAGCGCAGUGACGCACCGGGACCCGGACUUUUACUACGGUAAAGAGAAGCAGAACCGAGCGGAAGGAAGGCAGGCAGGCAGGCAGCAUGGAGCUGUGAGGGCUGCGCGCCGACAGGGACCUGCUCCCCCGAUCAUCUCUGUUUGAUUUAUUGAUUUUUCCGCGUCUGAGAGAUUUUACCCAUCAUGGAGACUACAAUCUGCUGGCUGCUGGUGGCUGCGCACUUCAUCCUCAUCUGCCAACAAGUGGAUGGAUAUGCGUACAGGAAUCAACGCAAGUUCUCAGAAGAAAUCGACUGGUCGUACGCAGGAACGUUAAAUCAAAACAACUGGGCCAAAAAGUUUCCAUCCUGCAGCAACGCCAAGCAGUCUCCCAUCAACAUCGAGGAGAACCUGGCCCAGGUGAAGCUGCAGUACCAGAAACUGAAGUUUGAUGGAUGGGAGAGCCUGACGGGGGACGGGACGACCAUCAAGAAUGACGGCAAGACAGUGGCGGUUAAUGUGGAUGGGGAGUUCUACAUCAGCGGUGGAGGUCUGCGGUCAAAAUUCAAGAUUGGACGAAUCACCUUCCACUGGGGGCGCUGUAACGCCUCCUCAGAGGGCUCAGAACACAGCCUGGAUGGAGUCAAAUACCCUCUAGAGAUGCAGAUCUACUGCUACGAGGCUCAUCGCUUUGGCUCUUUAGAUGAAACCAUCAAGGCUGGAGGAAGAAUCACAGCUCUGGCAGUAAUGUUUGAGACAAGCACUGAAGACAACAUGAACUACGCCGCCAUCAUCGACGCCAUGAACAGCGUUAGCAGAUAUGGAAAAAGUGCUGAGGUUUUACCUUUCACACCACAAGGCCUCCUGCCAAACUCCACAGACAAAUAUUUCAUCUACAACGGCUCUUUGACCACGCCGCCCUGCACUGAGACCGUGGAGUGGAUCGUCUUUAAGAACACUGUGACCAUCUCUGAUGAACAGCUGGAGAUGUUCUGCGAGGUGAUGACGAUGCAGCAGGCCGGAUACGUGAUGCUGAUGGACUACCUGCAGAACAACUACAGGGACCAGCAGCAGCAGUUCAUGGGACAGGUGUUCUCCUCGUACACGGGCACCGAGGAAGUCCUCACACCAGUGUGCAGUUCAGAGCCAGAGAACAUCCAGACUGUGCCUUACAACCUCAGCAGCCUGCUGGUGACGUGGGAGCGACCCCGGGCGGUGUACGAUGCCAGCAUUGAAAAAUACUCUGUCAGCUACGGGCUCGCCAACUCAGAAAACAGCACCCCCACCAUAUACUUGACUGACGGAGACCAGGAUGUGGGGGCGAUACUCGAUGACCUGAUAGCCAACACCAGCUAUGUGGUCCAGGUGGUGGCGGUGUGCACCAACGGUCUGUAUGGACGUGUGAGCGACCUGCUGACCGUCCUCAUGCCCGACCCCGAAAAUUCCCCAGAUCCUGAUGCAAAUCAAUUCAACAUAGAGGAUAAUUAUGAGCCUGAUCUGUCUUGGAAUGAACUGGACCGAACCGAGGACUACGAACUGGCUUUGAUUCCCACAAAUCCACCAAGGACUACGACGCGCGGAUCCGCCUUUUUACCUCCAUCUGGAGUCAAAACCACAACGGCAGAACCUGGGCGGAGAAAAACCACCACUGAUUCAGUUCUGCUGGCCAAAUCCACCCAGAACAGUCCUGUUUUGAGCAUUUCUGAAAAGACAACUGGGCGCAGUACCUCCACUUUGCCGCCAGAUGUCACUGUAUCACCAGGAAAUAAUAAAGGAAGAGCAGAUUUUAGUGGCAAUGCUCCCUUUUAUUCCACAACCAUACCUGGUUCAACAACCACAGAUGGUGCUUUUGGAGGACCAAAACUGCCCAAAGGUGGCGUCAGUACCACUUCUGCUACGUUUACAAGUCCAAAGACAACAGGUGGUAAAAAUUUGACUUCAUACAGCACAACCACAACAACUUCAAGAGCAGGAAACACAAGCAGAACGACGACACCACCCUUCAUCCAACCAAAGACCAACCGAGGAUUAGCUAAUCCAAAAAUUGAUGAAACUACAAGGGAUGCAAGAGUUCCUGCACCCCGUUCGACAUCCGUGCCUUCUUCUCAUAGAACGACUCCCAGCAUGCAUCGUUUCAUGUCUUCCACCACUUCUGUGCGAUUGAGUGGCGUUCUCUUGCAGACCACGCAGCCGCUGCCCAACGGUGAGAGCCCCUCUGUCCUCCCCUUUUCCUCCUCCUCCUCCACCCGCCUGCAUGACCCUCCCUCCUCGUCCUGGCCUCUGUCAUCUGCUUCUGCACCGGACUCCCAGCAUGCCCCGCUUCCUAGCAAAGACCUGGCUCCUUCUGCUCCUUCUGCCUCCACCUUGCCCCACCUCCCUCCCCCUUUGCUCCCCCUGUCUGGUUUGGAGACUCGUCACGUCUCCGCCCUGGGUGAUGUUGGGUUCGAUGAUAGCGAUGGUGAUUUAUUGUCUGGGUCUUCGGCGCUCUCUUCAGGCGAUCCCUCAGCGUUUAGCGACACCCCUCCUCUGCUAGCGGUGCCCGAUCCAUCCGGCACCACCUUUACCGGCUCCUCCUGGGAUUCGCCGCUCUCUGGGGUCUCUCUGUCUCUCACGCCCACCCUUCAACCGUCAGUACUCCUCUCAAGUGACUUUAUCCUCACGACUCCGAGUCUGUCUCGAUCUUUCUCAGCUGGGUUUGAGGACUCCAGGUACGCCACGGGGAGCACGAUCGAGUCGAUUCUCCCUGACAUCAGUGGUGAAGGGUUUCCAUUAGCUAGCGACGUCGACGCCAUGUGCGCCUGCUCUCUGGAGCCAUCCUCCUCCUGGUUGCAUGCCUCCUCCCCCUCCUCCGCUUGGGACUCUGCUAGCUUAGAGCUAUACUCUAGCGUGGCCUUCCAGUCUUUGGCGCCCUCUGGUGUUGGUGUAGAUGAUCUUUUUCGCUCUCUGUCUGUGGCGGGUCCUGAUUCGCCAUCUUUAGAUCAGCCUCUUCUCCCCCAUAGCGCUAUCUCCCCUAGUGACCUCCCCGUUUCUGUUGCAGCCACGGCAUCUGGUGUCAAGGAUCCCACAGCCUUCCUUUUCACCCCCACCCCCACUCCAGAUGGACAGGCGUUUGACGCGAGCAGCAGCGCCUCAGGUUCGGCCUUGUUCCCCGACUCCCAAGAGGGUGUAGAUCAGGAGUGGGACAAGGUUCAAAGCUCAGCCUCUGGAGAGAGCGCGCUCCCUUAUUCCACCACAGUCACAAGUACCGUUUCCUCAUCUACCCCCGAGUCCGGUCAGACCCCUGACGAUCUGGAUGACCGCUCCUCAGCGUUUUAUUUUGAAAGCGAGAGUGGUAGUGCCAGCACCUCAGAGGCAGCAAGCACAGUGACGCCGAGCAUCCCUGAGAUAACCUCUGCUUCGCCCUGGUCGCUGGGCGGAGAGGAGGAGAGCGGCUCAGGGCAGGGCGAGAGCCUUUAUGACAACGAGACAUCAUCAGACUUCAGUCUCUCCGAUCGCACAGAGAGAGAGUCAGAGGAAGAGGAGCCAGUCGCAGACGCCAGCAACAGCAGCCACGAGUCGAGGGUCGGGUCAAUCCGGGACAGAGAGAGGAAGGCUGUGGUUCCUCUGGCCGUCAUCUCCACCCUCACCGUGCUGGGCCUCAUCGUCCUCAUCGGCAUCCUCAUCUACUGGAGGGCCUGUUUUCAGACGGCUCACUUCUACAUCGAGGACAGCUCCUCACCCAGAGUCAUCCCUGCUCAGUCCAACGCCACACUGGAUGAAGAUGAACAAACAGUGUUCCCAGUGAAGGACUUUGUCAAACACGUAGCCGAGCUUCACGACACCCAGGGAUUUCAGCGGGAGUUUGAGAUCCUGAAGGAGAGUUACGAGGAGGUUCAGGCAUGCACGGUGGACAUGGGGAUGACGACGGACAGCUCCAACCACCCCGACAACAAAACCAAAAACAGAUACAGCAACAUCCUGGCCUACGACCACAGCCGAGUGAGACUCUCGCCGCAGGCCGACAAAGACGGGAAAACGAGGGAUUACAUUAACGCAAACUUUGUGGAUGGUUUUAAGAAGCCACGGGCGUACAUCGCCGCUCAGGGUCCUCUACGGUCAAGCACAGAGGAUUUCUGGAGGAUGGUUUGGGAGCAAAACAUCAGUGUUGUCGUCAUGAUCACAAAUCUGGUGGAGAAAGGACGAAGGAAAUGUGAUCAGUACUGGCCAGCUGAUGUGCAGGAGGAGUACGGCAGCUUCCUGGUGACGGUGAAGAGAAGCCGAGUGCUCGCCUACUACACCCAGAGGACGUUUACCGUCAGGAACAUUCACGCCAAAAAGGGAUCACAGAAGGGUCGGAGCAACGAGCGGACGGUGACACAGUUCCACUAUACCCAAUGGCCAGACAUGGGCGUCCCAGAGUUCGCUCUGCCGCUCCUCAGCUUUGUCCGCAAAUCAUCGAAAGCCAAGAAAGACGACACGGGAGCGGUGGUGGUUCACUGCAGUGCUGGCGUUGGUCGGACGGGCACCUACAUCGUUCUGGACAGCAUGCUGAAGCAGAUCAGAGACGAAGGCACCGUCAACAUCACAGGCUUCCUCAAACACAUCCGCACACAGAGGAACUACCUGGUCCAGACAGAGGAGCAGUACAUUUUCAUCCAUGAUGCUUUGGUGGAAGCCAUCCUCUCUGGGGACACAGAGGUGAUGGGGACUCACCUGCACAAGUACGUGGACGAGCUGCUGACCCCAGGGCCUGCUGGGAGGACGCGUCUGGAGAAACAGUUCAAGCUGGUUUGUCACUCUGGGGCGAAGCAGUGUGAUUUCUCUGUAGCUCUGCAGGACUGCAACCGCAGCAAGAACAGAAACUGCUCCGUGAUACCUGUGGAGAGGUCGAGAGUACGUCUGUCCACGUCAGCAGGAGAAACGUCAGACUACAUUAACGCAUCUUACAUCACAGGUUACAGGCAGAGCAGCGAGUUCAUCAUUACCCAGAAUCCUUUGCCAGGCACCAUAAAAGACUUCUGGAGGAUGAUCUGGGACCACAAUGCCCCAGUCAUCGUGACACUGCCAGGCGGGACUGAGGAGGAGGCGGGACAAAGUGGUAUAUGGCCCCGCAAAGGUCAGCCAAUUAGCUAUGAGAUGUUCACUGUCACUCACAAAAGUGAGAAUAACAUCUGUCUGGCUAACGAGGACAUGCUGGUGGUCCAGGAUUACACACUGGAAGCUACACAGGACGACUACGUCCUGGAGGUGAAACACUUCCGCGCCCCCCACUGGCCAAACCCCGACAGCCCCAUCAGCAACACCUUUGAGCUCCUAAACCUGGUGAAAGAGAAGAGCGCCACCAAGGACGGACCAACGGUGGUCCAUGAUGAUGUGGGCGGAGUCACAGCCGGAACGUUCUGCGCUUUGUCGUCUCUGACUCGCCAGCUUGAAAUUGAGGGUUCGGUCGAUGUUUUCCAAGUGGCAAAGCUGAUGAAUCUCAUGAGACCAGGACUCUUCAGUGACAUAGAGCAGUACCAGUUCCUGUACAAAGCCAUGCUGAGUCUCAUUGGGACGCAAGAAGACGAGGAAACCCUUCAGUCCUCCGACAUCAACGGUACCAUUGUGGUGGGAACUGCCAGCACUGCCGAGAGCCUUGAAUCGCUGGUUUAACCGCCUCACAAAGAACUCAUUUCAUUUUCACACCUGAGCGACAGCAUUUAGUCUCUCCUCUUCAACCACCAACAGGACUUCUCCUGAUGCCAGACUUGCACUACGAUAAAACCACUCCUGGUUCAGGACUCUGUGUUGCAGUCUGAGUCUGGCAUUUACUGAACUCAUUUCUUCUUUGCUGGAUCUGGACUCCCUGCGGUUUUGUAAUGUGUGCCUUUUUGUAUUUUUCAUCCUGUACUUUUUAACUUUGAUACGAUCUGUAGACUAACUGUCUGAUGUUUUAACUCUUACCGCCCUGAGACGUUUCACUUGACUAACACUUUUCCUAGACCUUUGUAUUUAUUGGCACUGAGCCAAAUGGGAUAAAAAGGGAAAACUGCAUCUUUUUACAUCAAAUGACAUAUUUUGUUAGCUUGUCUUUUAUAGAACUCCUGCACUGAAAUCCUUUCUGUAAAUACCAUCACAACAGUAGCAGCAGUGUGCUGUUGAAGUUGAAUAUUAAAAGGGCCUGGAAUAAUAAAAAUAAUAAUCUAAUGUAAAUAAUAUUAUAGUAAUCAACUUGAUGGACCAAAUUUCUAUUUAUACUUUUAGAUUUUUUAUAUUUUACCAUUUUUAGUGCAUUCAAAUGUUAUGGUUUCAUUCUAAUUGUGUAGUUGGAGAACAUUAAUGCUUUUAUACUCUGGAUUUUGUAACAGACUAAAUGUGAUGCAUGGGGUACUGACAUGUUUGUUUUUUUAGCUGGACAUGAAAACACUGCUGGAUUAUUAGCUAGGGGAAUAAAUAAGUGA